Carya illinoinensis is the source of this 810-nucleotide messenger RNA. Its product is annotated as amino acid permease 3-like. The transcript has 3 exons. The coding region runs from base 1 to 810 and encodes 269 amino acids. Gene Ontology annotation, cellular component: plasma membrane. Lineage: Eukaryota; Viridiplantae; Streptophyta; Magnoliopsida; Fagales; Juglandaceae. The record is from RefSeq and is a predicted model, not a curated record.
AUGAGAAAUCACAUGUUAGUCAGGUGGAAGCUAGCCGUUUGUGAAACUGGAGAGUUUAAGGGAAGCCUGACUGGAAUAAGCAUCGGUAGAGUGACUCUAUGCGAAAAGAUAUCAAGGACCUUCCUAGCAGUUGCAGAUAUAGCCUUUGCAUUUCGUGCUUACGCCAACGCCAUUUUUGAAGUUCAGGACAAAGUUGAAUCCCCAGUGGAGAAAAUGAAGAAGGCCAUUAUGAUUAGCUCUGCCUUCAUGACCUUUUUGUACUUGCUCUGUAGCUGUUUGAGUUAUGCUGCUUUUGGAGAUCACAGCACCCCUAGAGACCUCCUCGCUGAUUUCGGUUUCGGUUUCAAUAACCCAUAUAAUUGGCUGCUUGUCACGGCAAAUGUUGCCUUGGUCAUCCAGUGUGUUGGUGCAUACCAAGUUCAUUCUCGAGCACUAUCCGAUGUGAUUGAGGAUGCCUUAACAGACAGAUUUCCUACCCUAAUCACUAGAGAGAUCAUAAUCCCUGGUUUCCGCCCCUACGAACUCAAGUACCUCUUCCGACUGGUUUGGAGAACAAUCUUUGUGGUUACAACCACUCUCAUAUCAAUGCUUCUGCCAUUCUUCAACGACGUGGUUGGACUCAUUGGAGCUUUAGGGUUUUGGCCUCUCACAGUUUACUUCCCUGUGCAGAUGUAUAUAGAACAAAAGAGGGUAACAAAGUGGAGCACUGAAUGGAUUCUCCUUCAAAUCCUGAGCGUCUUGUGCUUCAUCAUCACCAUAGCCGGUGUAGCGGGCUCCAUUGCUGGGUUUGCUCUUGAUCUGGAGACUUAA